AUGUUACUGAAACAACUGCGAGAAUUGUUUAAGAAAAUAACAUCAAAAAAUAAAAAUUCGAAACAAGAAUUAUUACGGCAGCAAUCGACACCAAAUAAUACUACGACUAUUCGAUCUGCUGCUGAUAUUCCGCGUGUAUCCCAUCCGUCUUUGAACAUUAUUACUCCAAAGACAACGUUUCCGUCAGCAGCAAAAAAUCUUGAAGGUACUACGUUAUUAUGGUGUGAUCCAAAUAUCGGUAAAGAAAAAGAUACAGAAAAGACAAUGAAAGAACUGAGAGAAAUCAAUGACUAUGUUAUUUUUCAUACUGAUGAAGACCAAUGUGUCGAAUAUAUAAAAACAGUUACAGAAGAGAAAAUAUUUCUUGUUAUAUCUGGACAAUGUGCAUCUAGUGGUAUGCUACUUAAACAAAUACAUCCAUUGAGACAAGUUGAUUCCAUUUUUAUUUUCUGUUUACAACCAGAAAACUUUAAACAUUUACUUGAAGAGUAUUGCAAAAUUGUGGGAAUUUAUUGUGAGCGUCGUGAUUUAAUUGCUUCUAUUAAAGAAAAUGUUGAAUUGGUUGGAAAACAAUUAGGUGCAUUUUGUUUCUAUAAUCAACAUCGUGAAAAAUCUACACGAAAUUUAUCCAAAGAAUCAGCUGAAUUUUUAUGGUUUCAGCUGUUUAAAGAUGUCAUACUGAGAUUACCGAGAGACAAUCAUUCUAAACACCAACUCAUCGAAUUUUGUCGACAGUAUUAUCAUGGAAAUGAGGAACAAUUACGAUUAAUUGACGAAUUUCAGAAUAGUUAUACGUCUGGCGAGGCAAUCAAAUGGUAUACACGAGAAACAUUUCUCUAUAAACUGGUUAAUAAAGCUUUAAGAACAGAAGACGUUGAGCAGUUAUAUACAUUUCGAUAUUUUAUUGCAGAUCUUUCAUUAAGUCUGACUGCAGAAUAUCAACACAUCAGAGAACGUCAAGAGGAUGUAGUGACGCUCUAUCGUGGAUUAAAGGUAGAUGAAGAGGAAUUCUUAAUUCUAAAACAAAAUGAAGGAAAUUUAAUUUCAACAAAUGGAUUUCUUUCAACAAGUCGUUGCAGAAACGUUGCACUCGCUUUUGCUACGAAACCAACACAGCGCACAAACGUCAUUUCAAUUCUCUAUGAAAUUGAAUGCAAUGUAAAAGACACAGAAUCGAUCGUUUUUGCUGAUAUUGCUAAGUUUAGUGACUACACAUGUGAACAAGAAGUUAUGUUUGAUCUCGGUACUACGUAUAGAAUUGUAUCCAUUCGUGAAGAUACAGAACAAAAACUUUGGAUUAUUAAAAUGAAAGCAACAGAUGAAGGUGCAGCUGUGGCUCGAGAAUAUAUUGAACUGAACAGAAAACAAAAUCUAGAUGAAACUGCUGUAAUAAUUAUGUUUGGGAAAUUACUUGCAAGGAUGGGAAAGUAUGAUCAAUCACUGAAGUAUUUUCACAAUUUAUUGGACAAUCAUCUGACGCGAGAUGAAGAUAUAGCAGUGAUUUAUAAUUAUAUUGGUACUGUUCAUCAAUAUAAAGGUGAUUUUGAUAAAGGCCUUGAAAAUUUUGAACGUGCUUAUAAUUUAAUGAUGAAUUCUACACCACAACCACGAAUCAAAGAUUCGGCUAAACCAUUACGAAAUAUGGGCAAUAUUUCAUAUGAAAGAGCACAAUAUGAUAAGGCUCUUGAAUUGUAUAUUCAAGCACUGGAAAUAUUUGAGAUGCAUUAUGGCAAUGAACAUAUAGAAACAGCUCUAACACUUAAUAGUAUUGGUCUUGUUUAUCAUAAAAGAGGACAUUAUGUACGUUCAUUGGACUAUCAUGAAAAAUCUCUUAGAAUUAAACAAAAACAACUGCCAAGUGCUCAUUGUGAUAUUGCAACGUCCCUAAUGAAUAUUGGCAGUGUCUAUCGCAAAAUGAACGAAUUUAAUCGUUCUCUUGAAUAUUAUCAAAAAUCUUUGGAAAUGAAAAAAAAAUUACUUCCACCAGAACAUAUUGCGAUAGCUGCUAGUUUAAUGUAUAUUGCAGAUGUGUUUAGUGAUCAAGGCCAGCUAAACCGUUCAUUAGAAUACUAUUUUCAAGCAUUAAAAAUGCAAGAGAAAAUUUUCGAACCAAACGGUCACACUAGCAUUGCACAGAGUUUAAAUAAUAUUGGUCGUGUUUAUCAGACGAUGAAUAAACUUGAUCAGGCUCUUGAUUAUUAUCAAAAAUCAUUAGACAUGAACCAAAAAUUACAUUCAUCACAACAUGUUGAUACAGCUGAAAGUUUGAUAGGAAUCGGUAAUGUACUUCGCUUUCAAGGUCAAUUAACCAAUGCUUUAGAAUAUUAUUUUCAAGCGUUAGAAAUUCAAGAGAAAGUUUAUGGAUUAGAUAGUCAUCCUGACAUUGCAAUGACUCUUAUGAAUCUUGGCAGUACCUAUGAGAAAAUGAAUGAAUUCGAUCAGGCUUUAGAAUAUCAUCAAAAAUCGUUAAAAAUGAAACAAGAAUUACUUCCAAUUGAAUAUAACGCGAUAGCUGGAAGUUUGAUGGGAAUUGGUACUGUGCUUUGUCGGAAAGGUCAAUUUGACAAUGGAUUAGAAUAUUAUUUUCAAGCAUUAAGUUAUCAAGAGAAAAUCUUCGGAGUGAAUGGACAUUCGGAACUUGCAACUACACUGCGUAAUAUGGCUUGCCUUCAUGAAGACCAACAUAAUUUUGCUACGGCGCUUGCUUACUAUCGAAAAGCAUUGAAAAUGAAUAUAAAAUGUUUACCCUCCGAUCAUCCUCAUAUAUCACAAUUGACAAAUGAUAUUGCAAGUGUAAAAGCAAAAAUUUGA
This is a messenger RNA of Didymodactylos carnosus, 2811 nucleotides long. NCBI's taxonomy places the organism in Eukaryota, Metazoa, Rotifera, Eurotatoria, Philodinida, Philodinidae. The record is from the annotation of a GenBank genome assembly.